CCUUCAUAUGCGCUGUGUAAACAAACACACACUGGGCAUGCGUGACUGUAAUAAUGGAGGACUGUCUUUUCUAGCCGGACUGAUGUUGUCCGUAUUGCAACUCUGUUACCUGUAAUCGGAGAGAAAACAACUGCCCUUCAUUUCAGCGUGUAGUUGAGGUCACAAUAAGACUCCCAAGAUGACCACAGACACGCCAGCCCAAAGUGUGGGCUGCAGGGUAAUGACCUUCACCCCCUCCAAAGAGGAGUUCAAGGACUUUGGACGUUACAUUGCCUUUAUGGAGUCACAAGGAGCGCACAGAGCUGGGAUGGCAAAAGUUAUUCCUCCUAAAGGCUGGAAGCCCAGAAAGACUUAUGAUGAUAUCGAUGACCUGGUGAUUCCCGCUCCCAUCCAGCAGGUGGUUACCGGCCAGUCAGGACUAUUCACACAGUACAACAUCCAGAAGAAGCCGAUGACUGUUCAUGAUUUCCGCAAGACCUCUAACAUGGACAAAUUCUGCAGUCCACGAUACGUUGAUUUUGACGAGCUGGAGAGGAAGUUUUGGAAGAACCUGACCUUUAACCCUCCACUUUACGGUGCUGAUGUCAGCGGAACGCUAUAUGAUCCAGAUGUGACUGAAUGGAACAUUGGUCACCUCAACACUAUCCUGGACAUUGUGGAGAAUGAGAGUGGCAUCAAGAUCAAGGGAGUCAACACGCCGUACCUGUACUUUGGGAUGUGGAAGAGCGCUUUUGCGUGGCACACAGAAGACAUGGAUCUAUAUAGCAUCAACUACCUGCACUUUGGAGAGCCAAAGUCCUGGUAUGUCGUCCCACCAGAGCAUGGAAAACGGCUGGAAAGGCUCGCCAAGGGUUUCUUUCCAGGUAACGUCCAGGGCUGUGAAGCCUUCCUGCGCCACAAGAUGACUUUAAUUUCCCCAUUCAUCCUGAAAAAAUAUGGCAUACCAUUUGAAAAGGUCACUCAGGAGGCCGGGCAGUUCAUUGUGACGUUCCCCUUUGGUUAUCACGCUGGUUUCAACCACGGCUUCAACUGCGCCGAGUCAACUAAUUUUGCCACUCAACGAUGGAUCGAUUACGGCAAACAAGCAACGCUGUGUUCAUGCCGGCAGGACAUGGUGAAGAUCUCCAUGGACGUAUUUGUACGCAAGUUUCAACCUGAACGUUACAAGCUGUGGAAGGCAGGGAAAGACAACGCUCCCAUCGACCACUCCAAGCCCACGCCAGAGGCCGCAGAGUUUCUGAAAGAAGACAAAAAGCUCGAACCUUCAAAGGAGAGUCCCGCUGAGGUGCCACCCGAGGAGCCCAACACUCCUGUCCAGGAGGACAAAAGUCCAGAGCCUCAAACUGGGACAAAACGUCAGCUUGAAGCUGUCAAAGCUUCUGAAGAUGUCAAAGCUUCUGAAGAUGUCAAACCUGAGCUGCCAGUGAAGGAGGUGGAGCCAAAUGAGGUGGAGGUGGAGCCAAAUGAGGUGAAGGUGGAGCCAAAUGAGGUGAAGGUGGAGCCAAAGGAGGUGGAGGUGGAGCCAAAGGAGGUGGAGGUGGAGCCAAAGAAGGCCAAGCUGUCACGUAAGGAGUCUCCAACUAAAGUGACCAGCAAGGCAGAAAAAGACACAGUGAAAGUCAAGGAGGUGAAGAAAGAGAAAGGGACCAAACCCCAGUCUAAAUCUCAGUCCAAAGCCAAUGCCAAGAAAACGUCGAACAGACGAAGUCCGCUGAAAAAAGAGAAGAACUGCGUGGUGGCUAUGGACGUCUCUGCUUCUGAGCCCACCGAGAACCAGGUGGUUUCUCUGGGCGCUGAGGAGACCGGUGGAAGCGAGGAGCCUCCACUGGGCAACAGCUGCAGCAAAAUGUUUCAGAGGACGCUGAGUCCCGCAGACGUCCUGCACGUCCACAGCUAUGCCAAAGGAGACUACGGAGACGGAGAAGUGCUGUCCAGAGAGGAGAAGAAGAGUGAGGAUAGCGACCAUGAAACUGAGGAGGACAACAGUCGUGUUGGCAAAGCAGUGAGUGGACAUAUAUUUAACAUUCAGGUGGCAAAAGUGAUGGCAGGAGUUCGAGAGUUUGAGACUGACCUUGGGCAGCUUCCAGGACACCAUCCACUCAUAAAAGACGGCAUGAGUGAUGAAGAGACUCCAGAAGAGCCGCCCCCAGUGGAGGCAGGGGGUGUGGAGGGUGAGGGCUGGGCCAAGCCUCUGGCUCACCUGUGGCAGAGCAGGCCACCCAACCUGAAGAAAGAGAGGGAGUACAACCAGCGAAUAGGCUCCAAACCUCCAUACUGCUCCAUCUGUUUGCUCUUCCACACGUACCACCAGACUGAAUGUGCGAACAGCAUCGACACGCACGUCAUGGUGGCCGGGGAGCGGAUGCGAACCAAACCUCUGAUUCCUGAGAUGUGUUUCACCACCACCACAGAGGACGACGCUGAGUGUGAAGAGCAACCGGUCCCUCCUCGUCUGGAAGAAGAUGGAACCAGUCUCCUCAUCAGCUGCUCACAGUGCAGCGUGAGAGUUCAUGCAUCCUGUUACGGUGUCGAUCCAGCCAGUGUGAGCAAGGAGUGGAAGUGUGCACGCUGCAAGGCCAACGCCAUGACUGAGAAUUGCUGCCUGUGUUCAUUGAGGGGCGGAGCUUUGCAGAAAGCCAACAAUAACAAGUGGGUACACGUGCUGUGUGCGGUCGCUGUGCUGGAGGCGCGCUUUGUCAACAUCACAGAAAGAAGUCCUGUGGACUUGAGUGGGAUCCCUCUGCAGAGAUUCAAACUGAAAUGUUACUACUGUAAAAAGCGGAUGAAGAAGGCGUCUGGCUGUUGCGUGCAGUGCUCUCACGGGCGCUGCCCCACCGCCUAUCACCCCACCUGUGCACAGGCCGCCGGGGUACUGAUGCAACCAGAUGAAUGGCCGUUUGUGGUACACGUUACCUGCUGUCGACACAAAGGUCCCGCUCAGAUUGAGCGCAAUAAGGCAGCCAUGCACGAGCUGACCGUGGGACAGAAGGUCAUAUGCAAGCACAAGAAUGGGCGCUACUACCAGUGUGACGUGGUGCAGCUGUCCAAAGAGACGUUCUAUGAGGUCAACUUUGAUGAUGGUUCUUUUAGCGAUAACCUUUUCCCCGAGGACAUCGUGAGCCGAGACUGCGCUCAGCUUGGACCACCACCGCAGGGUGAGGUGGUUCAGGUGAGAUGGACGGACGGCCUGGUGUACGGGGCCAAGUUUGUGGCAGCUCAUGUCAUUCAAAUGUACCUGGUGGAAUUUGAGGACGGAUCACAACUAACAGCCAAGAGAGAUGAUGUCUACAGUCUGGAUGAAGAACUCCCCAAGAGAGUUAAAACCAGACUGUCGAAAGCAUCGGACAUGAGGUUCGACGGGAUCUUCGAGGAGAAGGAAAUCAUUCAGGAGUCAAAGAGACAGAGAGUAAUCAACUCCCGUUACAGGGGGGACUACAUCGAGCCUGUGAUUUACAGAGCCAUCAUGGAGUAACGGCCACUUCCUGUCUGCCCACCCACUCACCAGCAGCACUGACAGACUGAACUGUGCUCACUGUACCUUAACUUAGCAGCUAGCCGCAGAGAGAGUGUAGCUCCAGAUGACUUCCUUCAGGACCCGCUUUGGACUGUUCUCUUUUUUACUCUCCUGUCUGUAAGUCGAGGAGACGGCAGUAUUGUUUAAUUCAGUUUUUUCCAUACGAGUCCACAGGCGGGCCGAAUCCAAGCCCAGCAGCACGCAUCAGAAGGAAGCAAUACAAAAAGGCAUUGCAUCAGUCAAGUAGCAUUUUGACACAGAGAUGUCAAUUUAAAAAAAAAAAAGAGGUUUUCAAUCUGCUCUAAACAUUUCAGUCACCUCUGCCACCUUAGUGUUAAUCUACGUUUAAAGCAAACUCUCAGCUUUAUUUCAUUUCUGUCCUUCUACCAUUAGUGCCUGUGAUACACGGAGCCCGGCAAGUAACAGCUCAGCUACUUUUUAUACGCUUGUAUUUACAGUUUCUGAAUGUCUGAAACUACCAGCAUUAUCCAAAAUUUUCACUCUUAAAUUUCACCGAUAACACUUGAGGGUAUGAUUUGUUACCCUACACUCGACUGUUUUGUAGCGCAGGAACAAACACACCAGAUCCCGUCUGUGUUUGACCUCUGUACCCGGUUUCCCACUGGUCCAGUACUCUUCUCUACACUAGAGAAAAACCAAAACACUCAAUUGUUCCAAAAGUUGGACUUGCUAAGGAAGUGCGUGUGGAAGGAGCUAGUGCUACAUGUGCACGCCAAGAUUUCCUUCACAGAAAUAUUACCGCAGUUACUGCUGCGUCAUGUUUGGUACUUCUGAGCAAAGACUCCGGGGGAGGCUCAGCACUUCCUGCUCAAACUAAGAACGAGCAUCUUUUUAAAAUGAUCACAGACAGACAGUAUCGUCCCUUCUUAAACAUCAUUUAUGGAGAUGUUUAGCAUUAAAUGCAGAAAUCUUCCAUAUUUGCUGACAGCAGCAGCUUCUUUAGGGGGUUUUUGUGUUUAGAGUUGAAGUUGCAAUUGAAACUAUUGCAAAACGAUUGUAUUUUCACUGGUGUAGAAUCAGCUGGACGGCUUACACCUGCUGUUACCUGCAGCAGUGGAAACGCACAGAGAGACAUCAGAAAUCUUAAAGUUUACAGUUAAGGAUUGUUAAUUAUUUAAGGUGUCAGAUGUAAGAGCUGAAUUAACUUUUUUUUACCAGUUACUCAAAGAUUAGUUGGUUAAUUGUUUGAGCUUUUAAAAACUUUACCCCGAAACUUGCCAGGUUUCAAACUUUGAGGAGGUUAGACUGAAAUACUGCCAUAAUCUAAUUUAACACAACUUUGAUUACUUAGACGCAGCAGGAGCCAGCACCAUCGUGUUACAGAAUAAACAGGACCGCCUACUUCACUAAAAGUGGAUCAACUUCGUAAAAAUUUGCAAGUUGUCCAGCCACAAACCGUCAGACUUCCAGCUUGUGAGAUUCAUGUCCUACUACAGAUUGUGGUCACAGAGGAAACCAUUUGUUUCCUUAAAUAGCAUUUCAAAGGUGCAAGAGUGAUGUUGAAGAGUCAGGACAGCUCCUAACCUUAGAAGCUUCUUCAAGCUGUCCUGAUGGUAUUUUUAAAGGUUUAAAACCCUUUAGAGAAACUGUUGAUCUGUGACAGAAACCUGAGGCUUCAGGGCAAAUGUUCACUUUCACAAGCAGGUAGUCAGACCUCGCUGACUGCCAGAUUUUAGUACUCGGGGCUACACUUUUGCAUAAUUUCAUUCAUCACUCAUUACCAAGCUAAACUAGCCAAUUGUUUGCUCUUCUUCCAUUUGCGACCCAUAGAUGUAAAUGAUUCGCAGAGUUGGAGAUUUAAAUUUCCCAGUAAUGGAAAAAUCCAAAAACCACCAACACAGCCCCAAUAAAAACACAAGUCUAUGAAGCCACAGUGCAGGUUACACAGUUACUCUUCAUUGGCAAACCUUACAGCACAUCUGAACUGGUGUUCAGUCCAACUGACACUCUGAUCACCUCUGUUACAAGGAGAUUAUUUUAAACAGCAACCUCAGUGUUUAUCUGUAAUGCAGCUUGAACGCCCGAGUUUCUGUACUGAUACUUAAUCGGUACUUAAAAACAACUAAGACAAACAAAAACUUUGCCUUAAAUCUAUAAUUUAUAAACUGUCAAUAACCUAUAUUUUUACUCUGAUCAGAUGACUCAUAAUCUGAUUAGAUAGGUUUUAGACACAUAGGGAGUAUUUUUAUGGCGUUUUGUGUUCAGUAACAGCAGUAAACAAAAUAUUUUCCACUACAAGUACUUGGGGACAAAUAAAUAACAGAUCAGUGAAAUCUGUUGAUUCUCCAAAGAGCCUCUUCCUGUGGAUGGACUUGAGUUUCAUUGGACUGCAGCCGGUAGUCCUCGUUCAGCUCUAACAUCCUCAGUGAGCUUGAUGUAGUGGCAGAUGGACCCGUACUCCUUCUACUGGUUCUGGUGUCCCUUCAGCUUGCAGUA
Messenger RNA from Oreochromis niloticus (Nile tilapia), 5971 nucleotides. It is a transcript of the gene kdm4aa, whose product is annotated as lysine (K)-specific demethylase 4A, genome duplicate a. Gene Ontology annotation, cellular component: chromatin; nucleus. The record is from RefSeq and is a predicted model, not a curated record. The transcript has 22 exons. Gene Ontology annotation, biological process: regulation of gene expression; chromatin remodeling. The coding region runs from base 179 to 3472 and encodes 1097 amino acids. Gene Ontology annotation, molecular function: histone H3K36 demethylase activity; histone H3K9 demethylase activity. Lineage: Eukaryota; Metazoa; Chordata; Actinopteri; Cichliformes; Cichlidae.